Sclerotinia trifoliorum is the source of this 2165-nucleotide messenger RNA. The record is from the annotation of a GenBank genome assembly. Lineage: Eukaryota; Fungi; Ascomycota; Leotiomycetes; Helotiales; Sclerotiniaceae.
AUGAACACAAACACACCACCAACCUUCAACUACAAGGCUCCUAUAGACAAAGGAGAUGGAAGAUACCUCAUUGAGCCAAACUUUUCAUCUUCUGAGCCUCUUAAUAAACAUUUGGCAAUAGCAAGGAACUCAGAGAUUCCCAAGUAAGUCCCUAGCACUACCUAAAUCUUCUAUAUACCCCUUUCCCGGCUGCCACCGACGCCACUUUCCGCAAGGACAAUGCUAACUCCUACUCAUUUAGGCUCCUCACAACGAAGGGGGCACUAACAGAGGCCGAGAAUGCAUCAAUGCUGUAUCAUCACCUGAAAACAAAUGAAACAGUGUAUUUGGGUACAGAAAGAAACAAUAGGACAACAGCGGGCUACCUAGACCCGAAGUCCUAUCACCAAAAAAGUCCCAAAGCCUACGCAGCAGCCGUAAAGGCACAGAAGAUGGCUUUACAGCGUGAUGAGAGGAGACCUGGCGAAAGUAAGCUUGAGAUGAUCCUUGGUGGGGGAAGGAGGGCCAAUCCUAGGUGCUAUACGCUUGGGUUUACCGUCAAUCCACAAGCGUUAGCGGCAGGCUCUGGCCCUGUCAACAAGGCCAUUCUAGCGAACCAAGCUUAUGUGCUCGAGUUCUUGAGAUCGAUAACAGAAGCUCUUAUUGGACCAGUGGAGACCAUUGUUUCAACAGAAGAGCUAGAUCUUGUUGCUAGGCAGAGGGAAAUCGAUGUCCCCUUCACAUUCGGAUCAGCUGCCAACUACUUGUUUAGUAAGCUAUGACUCCUACCCCAACUGAAAGCUUUCCUGACCUCAAACGUUAACUAACCUUCGAUUAGCAUCCUUGCAGCUCAACUACUCUGACCUUGACCAGGCAUCUCUAAAAAACUCACUCGGCUCUGUAGGCGGGCUUCAUGCUGACGCGAACGAUAGCCCUAAUCAUUGGACCUCGCUCCUGUGCCUCUCAAAUAUGCCAUCUAACUACUUUGGAGGUCGCACAGCAAUCACAUCCAUCAGAACAUACACCGAGUUUCCACCCAAGGGGAAAGGGGUCCUUGUUUUCAGAGCUUUGCACCCCCAUAUGAGCAUUGGACCCGCAAAAAUGGAGGAGCAUUCAGCUAGAAAGCCUUUGCAUUUCGAAAUGCCAGAGGGUGACGAGGAACUCGAUCCAGUGAGGUAUAUCGCUUCUCGCUGUAUGGCAGUUGGUUAUCCCAAAGAGCACAUAAUGAAGAAAUCUCCCGAAAUCCAAAGGAAUCUUACCCCUCUUCUUUAUAACCAGAGGCCGAAUACCAAGACCAACACUCCAGAGAAACUUCCUGAAGCUCUUUUGGCAUUCGGUACCAAAGAAAACCAAGCUACCUGGUAUGCCAUGGCACAAGCAAAGAAUCAGGCCCGAAACUUCCAAAACGAUUCUCUAUUUGUACCUUUGACUGCAGCUGAAAUAGCUCACAACCACCGGUAUUCUUUGGAAGAUGGCUCAGUAGCUACCCCUGAUGUUAGUAGGAUUCAAAACACGUUGCUUGGUAACUCAGCGACUGCUAAGGACUCUAUGCAUCACAAGAAUUGGGAAGCUUCGGAUAAGUUCAACAGGGAGUUGUUGUCUCAACGUUUCUUCCGCUCGACAAGAAAGUCUGGGGGUGCCUCGUGGACAAGCAAAGAAGGUCCUAUUGAACUGGUAGAUGAAUCUGACAUUGGAUCUAUAAUCCGGAGAGUUGAACUUGAGGUGAAUGUCUAUGACACCUUCUUUUCUUUGUUAACUCAUCCUUACCUAUUACUAACGCAAAUAUGUUUUAGUUGGCUGCCAAGAUCACAGAAAAUUCAAAGCAGCUCAACCUCGAGACCUCCACUCAGACGCAAACACAGUUCGAAGCUGCCGCCAGGGAGGAAUUCGGCAAGCGCCCAUUUAAAUGCGGUCAUUGCUCUUCACGAUUUCCUGCUAUGAAGAAGUGCGAAAGGCAUCAUAUUAAAAAGCAUGCUAGGGACUACGAAUGGGAGGCUGUGAAGCCAAGUUCAGAUUUAAAGUCUCUUCCUAAGUCGGAAUCUACAAUCGGAAAUGAAGAUGCAGAAGAGGCAGGAAGAGAAGAGGAAGAGAAUAAUGCGGAUGAUUAUAUGGAGGAAGACGUAAGAAAUUCCGAGGAAGAGAAUGAAGAUAGUGACGAGGAGUCAAUUCAUGGAGGCCAAAAGUGA